This is a messenger RNA of Peronospora matthiolae, 195 nucleotides long. The record is from the annotation of a GenBank genome assembly. Lineage: Eukaryota; Oomycota; Peronosporomycetes; Peronosporales; Peronosporaceae.
AUGCGAUGCGCGAGCAAGGCCGCCGAGAGCGCGUCUGCACGUCUCUGUGCGGACGCCGAAGCAGAAACUACAGCAACUGAUGUCCCAUCGGUUGCUGAAUCGACUCAGCCUGUAUCACCUGGUGAUGCAGGCGCUGGUCAUGAAGACACUCGUGUCUUCACAGAGUACGAGCUCGGUGUCUCGUACUCUCCCUGA